CGGGGCGCGCAGGCUCCGGAAGGCGCGCUUGACGGCUACCUGUGCGUUGGGGGAUCCUGGCAGCCAUGGUGUCAGACGAAGAUGAAUUGAAUCUUCUAGUUAUCGUAGUUGAUACCAACCCAAUUUGGUGGGGAAAGCAAGCAUUAAAGGAAUCUCAGUUUACCUUAUCAAAAUGCAUAGACGCUGUGAUGGUGCUGGGAAAUUCUCAUUUAUUCAUGAAUCGUUCCAACAAACUUGCUGUGAUAGCGAGUCACAUUCAAGAAAGUCGAUUCUUGUAUCCUGGAAAGAAUGGCAGACUUGGAGACUUUUUUGGAGACCCUGGCAACACUUCUUCUGAGUUCAGCCCGUCAGGGAGUAAGGACGGGAAGUAUGAGUUGUUCACAGCAGCGAAUGAAGUUAUUGCCGAAGAGAUUAAGGAUCUCAUGACCAAGAGUGACAUAAAGGGUCAACAUACAGAAACUCUGCUGGCAGGAUCCCUCGCCAAAGCUCUUUGCUACAUUCAUAGAAUGAACAAGGAGGUGAAAGAUAACCAGGAAAUGAAAUCAAGGAUUUUGGUGAUUAAGGCUGCAGAAGACAGCGCGCUGCAGUAUAUGAACUUCAUGAAUGUCAUCUUCGCAGCACAGAAGCAGAAUAUUUUGAUCGAUGCCUGUGUUUUAGACUCGGAUUCAGGACUCCUCCAACAGGCUUGUGACAUCACGGGGGGACUGUACCUGAAGGUGCCUCAGAUGCCUUCCCUUCUGCAGUACCUGCUGUGGGUUUUUCUCCCUGAUCAAGAUCAAAGAUCUCAGUUAAUCCUCCCUCCCCCAGUCCAUGUGGACUACCGGGCAGCUUGCUUCUGUCAUCGAAAUCUCAUUGAAAUUGGCUAUGUCUGUUCUGUGUGCUUGUCAAUAUUCUGCAAUUUCAGUCCUAUCUGCACGACCUGCGAGACAGCCUUUAAGAUUUCUCUGCCUCCUGUGCUGAAGGCCAAGAAAAAGAAACUGAAAGUGUCCGUGUGAUCAGAAGAUGCCCCACGCCCCGAGCUAAUCUCUUAGAGCUUAUUAAGAGAAAUUGUACGGCGAAAGCUGUGUUAGGAAGCCCUGAAAAAAAUACAGCGUUGUAUGGGAUGAUUUUGAAUGAAGUUUCUUACAGGAAAGUUUUCUAGAACAUUAUCCUCAUGCUGUGCUUUUGGGGGGCCUGCUUUAUUUGAGGGAGUCAUUCUGUGCAAUCUUUUCUGAUGGUUUUUUGUCCACAGAGGGAGAAGAAAGCAUAAAUUAGUGACUUUUUUUUUUUAAUGGGGUGAUCAUUUGUCUGUCAGCCUGGCCUGAUUGCAGGCUUUAGACUCUGUUACCUAGUCUGGGUUCUGCCUGUGAAAUGCACAACCAGUGAAAUUUGAGCAAAGUUUUAGCGAUUGUCCACUAAUGGGAUUAAUCAAGACAGACCAUCUUCCUUGAAUCAACAGCUGACUUGGACGGUAGUCAUGCAAAUAAAAUCCUUAUUUUCUAAGUUAAGAUUUAGCUCCAGAAACUAGCAGAUUUGCUUUUGCCUGACAUCACUGUGUGUCUGGACAUAGUUAUCCAUGUAAUAACUGUCGCUGAGUAAAUACAAAGUCUGAUCUUAAGUGAAUGUGAAGAAGGGGGUGUGGUACUCGGGCAGUGACCUUCCCUUCAGAGAUAGUUGGGUGAAGAGCUUCUGCGUGAGAGCUGCUGUCUGGGUUCAGAGGAGGGCCUGGUGGAGAAUGGAUCUUUUAUGGCUCAGUAUUGUCCCCCAGGUGGAAUGAGAAAAAAAAAGAAGCAUUAAUGUUGGAGAACUGUUCUCUAAAAUAAGUGCGAUAGGUUCAAAAGAAAAAUUAUUUGUAAUUUCAACAAGAAAAAACUUAUUUUUCUAUGGAACCUUGAAGUUAUUAGAAGUCUUUUCAGACGAGAUCGGGCGCGUUCAGGGUGGUAUGGCCGUAGACAUUAGAAGUCUUUUCAAAUUCCAGCGCAGUGUAAGAAGGAUUUUCAGGAAUGGUGGCUGGUUUGUUUUACGUAUAUUGACAAAAACAAACAAUCGUAAAUUGACAAAAACCCAUUUGUGUACACAACUUUGUAUGUAAGUAAGAUUUUAAUUUUCCCUUUAUGCCAUCUCAGAAGCUGAGUCUCGUUUAAGUAAUUUGGUAUUUGGCUAGAUGAUUUCAGGUAGAUUUUGUACUUUUGGAUUUAUAAUUUUGUUAAAUACACAGAGGCUUUGGUGAUCACUUGGCCAAUAUUUGUUAGUCCUUGAGUUUAAGAAUCUUAUUUGUCUUUUAGAAAUAAUAUUUAAUAUUUCACAGUGUAACUAUAAUGGAAAUCACUGUUUUAAGUCUAGGAAGUCAUCAGAUACCUAAAAGAGAAUUUCAAAGAAGCUGGUGAGGUUCUCGUUACUAAAUUUUUGUUUGAGAUGUUUUGUGUACUGGCGUAAUUCUGUUUUGAUUUUAUUUUUAACUGUUGUGUUUAUGGUUUAUAUAAA
This is a messenger RNA of Neogale vison (American mink), 2463 nucleotides long. RefSeq names its product general transcription factor IIH subunit 3 (gene GTF2H3). The coding region runs from base 66 to 995 and encodes 309 amino acids. Lineage: Eukaryota; Metazoa; Chordata; Mammalia; Carnivora; Mustelidae. Gene Ontology annotation, biological process: regulation of DNA-templated transcription; nucleotide-excision repair. The transcript has 13 exons. The record is from RefSeq and is a predicted model, not a curated record. Gene Ontology annotation, cellular component: transcription factor TFIIH core complex; transcription factor TFIIH holo complex.